Molecule: messenger RNA, 842 nt
Organism: Amphimedon queenslandica
Lineage: Eukaryota; Metazoa; Porifera; Demospongiae; Haplosclerida; Niphatidae
Exons: 7
Coding region: 46-588 (180 amino acids)
Source: RefSeq, a predicted model, not a curated record
UAACAAGAAAUUCUUUACAGGAGGUGAUGCAAUAUAAAGGCUAACAUGUGUGCAGCAAAGGAGCCACUUCCAACUUUAGCUGGUUAUACAACAAGAGAGAGAGAUAAAAAGGACAAGUAUGCAUAUGAGGAGGAACGUGGAGUUAGAUAUGAAACAAAGAUGGAUGAGAAGGCUAAGAACAAGUUUGAUGCCGAGGUAAUGGAGCCUCUCCUUCCAACUUUAGCUGACAUUAGUUAUUUUAUAUGGGAGCCUGGACCGAGACGUCAAAUUAAAUCUGUGAGGAAGCAUGAUUCAAUAGAAAAGGCACUUCCAAGUUUAACUGGAGCUAGUGGCUGUACCAAAAGAGAUGAAAGUGCCAAGCUUGAUGCAGCAGAAGAGGGAGUUAAUUAUAAUGCAAGGAAAAGAGAGCUAAAGAUCAAGGGAGCUAGGUACACUGUGUAUAAGACAAGGAAGAGAGAUGAAAAGGUCAAGUAUGAUGCUGAGUCUUUUGCUGAUACUCUCAUUAGUAAACUGAAUGAGACUGAUGGAUCACCAGAAGCACUGUUGUCUGUUUUAGCUAAAGAGGGAGAGACACUGGACUAUCGGUGAGAAUGGAGGGAUUUAGUGAGGGAUAGGAAUAUAAUACUGGAUUUUAAUUUAGCUAUGCACCAUGUACAUGUACAAUAUACAAUGAUUUUGGAGUGGAACUAUAGACAUAUUUUAGUGAGUAGCAUUUUUUGGUGAAUUUGUUAUCUUUUACAUGUAUGUCAUGUAUGUCAUGGUAGAAUUAGAGGCUCUUUCAAUUAAAAAAAUUGUACUGUACUGUACAUUGUUUAUUUACGUACAUUGUUUAUUUACACAUA